Halichondria panicea is the source of this 1841-nucleotide messenger RNA. Its product is annotated as folylpolyglutamate synthase, mitochondrial-like. Gene Ontology annotation, cellular component: cytoplasm; mitochondrion; cytosol. The coding region runs from base 76 to 1773 and encodes 565 amino acids. Gene Ontology annotation, biological process: tetrahydrofolylpolyglutamate biosynthetic process. The transcript has 15 exons. NCBI's taxonomy places the organism in Eukaryota, Metazoa, Porifera, Demospongiae, Suberitida, Halichondriidae. Gene Ontology annotation, molecular function: tetrahydrofolylpolyglutamate synthase activity; ATP binding. The record is from RefSeq and is a predicted model, not a curated record.
CAAUUUUAUUACCAUGUGCACAUGUACUUGUACUUCUAAAUCUACUGUGCCAUCCAUCUGGCUAGCCAUCCGUACAUGUUCUGUACAAGAUCAAGAUUGUUGAAGAAAGUCACUGUCCUGGCCAGAGCUUAUGCUAGAAGCAGGAUCAGCAGAAAACUAGCUAUGUGCUCAGGAGAAAGAGACAAACAAUACAAUGAGGCAGUGGAGACUCUGAAUGGUCUACAGACAAAUGCAUCUGUUUUAGAGAAGGUAAGUAAGUCUGCAACAGGCCAGAGGAGGUCGCGAGAGCUGCACGAGGUGGUAACUUUUCUGAAACGUAUUGGACUGGAAACCUCAAACCUGGAUCAAUUAAACGCCAUUCAUGUUACGGGAACCAAGGGAAAGGGGUCCGUGUGUGCAAUGUCUGAGAGAAUACUGAGGGCGUAUGGUCUGAAGACAGGAUUCUACUCUUCUCCCCACCUGCGGGAGGUUAGAGAGCGUAUCCGCCUCAAUGGCCGACCACUGUCCAAGCCACAGUUUGUGGAGAACUUUUGGGAGGUGUACAACAAGCUGAGCAGCUCCAAGGAGGAUUACGGUGGAGUCAUGCCUCCUUACUUCAGGUUUCUCACUGUCAUGGCAUUUAACGUCUUCCUCAAAGAAAAAGUUGAUGUGGCAGUCAUUGAAGUUGGUAUUGGUGGAACAUUCGACACUACAAAUGUUAUUCCCAACCCUGUGGUGUGUGGUAUAGCCUCGCUGGGUCUAGACCAUGUGGAAUUGCUCGGGGACACACUGGAGAAGAUAGCGUGGCAGAAAGGUGGUAUCUGUAAGCGUGGACACCCAGCCUUCACCAUGCCCCAGGAUCCGGGGCCACUGGGAGUGCUGCAGGAGAGGGCUAAGGAACUAGAGGCAUUGCCACUGGAGGUUGCUCCUGAGUUGGGAGAGUAUCCUGGAGAGGAACCAGUGCUGGCCCUUGCUGGAGAGCAUCAGAAGAUGAAUGCCUCUCUAGCUGCGCAGCUCUGUCGUAGCUGGCUACAGAUCAAAGGGAUGUGGUCUGACCUUGGUCAAGAUGCUCAGGCUGAGAAGAGGCAUCUCCAUGGAGUUCCAGUGGCCCAACCAUUUCCACUUACCCCUCAGUUCUAUGAAGGUCUUCGUGAGGUUAGGUGGCCUGGUAGAAACCAGAUCAUCAAGAGAGAAAGAGUCACUUACUAUGUAGAUGGGGCACACACUCCUAAAAGCAUUGAGACUAGUGCAGAGUGGUUCAUGGAAGUGUCUGCAAAAGAGGCUGAAGCACUGACAGAGUCUACGGUGAGAGUGUUGAUAUUCAACAUCACUGGCAAGAGGAUCAACAGAACUGACGUGUUCCUACGGCCGUUAGUAGACUGUGGAUUUGACUAUGCUCUGUUUGCUCCCAAUAUCGCUGAUGUGGAUGGAGCUCAUUCUGCAGAUCAGACAAACUUGACAGUAACUAAGGACACGAUGCUAGACUGUGUGAGGAUGAAUGAGUCAACAUGGAGAAAGCUGGCUACUGAACAAUGCGUCAAGAAUGGACAAUCACAUAACCUGGAUGACAAUACAUACCACAAUGAUCAUGUGGCUACUUCUGACCAAUUGAAAACUCGAGUGUUUGCUAGUCUAAGAGAAGCAGUGAACUGGUGUACAGUUGAUUGUCAUGGAGAAUAUUACCCGCAAAACCUUAAAGACUCGUCUAUUCAUGUUCAAGUAUUAGUAACUGGCAGUUUACAUUUAGCAGGAGCUUUUAUGAGUGUAUUGGACAUCAAUGUUGAUGAAAGUUGAUUGUAUCAUUAUUUUGCGGCCAUCAUCUGAGACCCACUAUUAAUAUUCUCAUUAACACUCUUUACCUA